GUCAAUACUCAAAAUAAAUCAGGAUAAACAACCAGCCGCCUCGGGAAAAAAACACUCUUUUAUUAGUACGUUAGUGAACAUAUGGUUGCAAUAUGACUACAUUGUAAUGAUAUUGUUAAGUUUCAAAGGGUAAAAAUAAAGUGUAUUUAUAUGAAUGCGGAAUCAUUUUUUCCGAGAUUUGUCCAGCAGUCAGAUCAGAUUAGCCACUCCUCCGUUAGCACACGGAUGCUGACAAUGAUUGUUAACAGUUAGCAUUGAGCUAACAGUUACUGUUCACACCAUUUCCAAACAUGGCUGAGGACCUGAAAGAUUUCGCGCUUGAGAAAGCCGAACUGCUAUCCACCCGUCUAAAAGAGGCACUGACUCUGGGAAACGACUAUGUUCGGGCCCAGUUCGGAAUCGAUCUGGAUCUGAAGCCUGAGCUGUACCCGACGUGGGUAAUCCUAUCCACGGCCGCCGCAGGAGUCCUGCUGGUGCUCUGUCUGUCGUGGGCCGCGGUCUGUGGCGGUCUGUUGGCUGGGAAAAAGCGGGGAUCCCCGAUCACCCAAGGCAGCAGUGAGCCCGACAAGGCCAGCGUGGCUAAACCAGCCAAACCAGAGGAGCCGAAGAAGAGAAACAGAAAGAAAACUCUUGAAAAGGUACUUUUAGUCGAGAUUUAGUCGUUGUGAGUCAAUGAAAAUAGCAAGUUUUUCUAAUUUACUGUCUUGUGAAACAACAACGCUAAUGCUGUGCAUGACUCUGCUAGCAUUAGCAAGAUCAUACAUUCAUCCGGACUGCUAUUAAUGAACAUUAGACCGUCAUGUUUGGCGUUAGUGUCCGUUAGCUUUCUCUGUGUCUCUAAUAUUACCCAAUGCUAGCGUUAGCAUGUUCAUUUUUAAACCGAAAUUGAGCUCAGAGACGAUCAUGUGCAAUAAUUACAAAAUGAUUACAAUAAAGUAGGUGAUAAAACAUGGAACAAACCAUGAUGUGAUGCUUAUUGACUAUCUGUAUGAAGAGACAACUGUAAUGUCAUUAUCGAGAGCUAUGCCAGCUAGUUGCAACAUUAAGGUUAGCUGACACGUUGCAUUAGCUAACUCAUGAGAUCAAACUUAAAACACGCAUAACCUAUCCUCUAUACUUGUAUAAAAUGUCUAUUAAUUUCAGAAUAAAUGUGCAAUCCUCAGCUAACGUAAUCUAUAUUCUUGUUUAAACUGUUGAGUAAUUUUUAAAACAUAAAAUGAAUUGUGAUUUUACCUAAAUUGGAAAGGAAAAGAGGAUUGAACAGGCUUUUGGCUUGUUUAGUGUUUCUUUUUUUAGGUUUGUGAAACUUAUACUGUUUAUGAGAUGUAUGUUUUCCUCUCCCAGAGAGCUCAAUCCAACGGACAACCAGUGACUGGGGCUCAGGAGGAAGUAAAAGCGGCCGAGGGAGUUUCCAAAGUAGCUCCUCAGAUCAAGCCGGAGAAGGUAUGUAUUUUCAUCCUCUGCCAAAUUAGGAGAGACAUGUGUUUUAACUCUUCAACUCAGCUCAAUACAUGAUAGUUAAGUUGUGUUUUCUUCUCAUCAGAUUGUCUUGCAUGUUAUGGCCUCAGAUGACAGUGUUACAGCUGUUAUUUCUCUUAAAUCUGCAGGUUCAUGAGGUGCUGCCCCCAGUGCAGGUGAAAAAGAACAAGAAGAAAGCCAAGGCAGAAGUGAAACCGGUUCAAAAUGUGUCUACGACUGAUGGAAAGGAACCUGAUGAUGGUAUGAUUCAACUGAGGUUACCCCCAAUUUCCACCGCAUCCGGAACGGCUACGAAAAGCCUGUGUCCACCAAUCGUAGCUGAUCAUAACCAUUCAAGUUAAUGUGUCAAUUUCCACUGGCUUCUCCGUUCUGCUGCGGAUCGCCGGACUCCACAGCGUAUCGAUAGAGAUCUAUUUUUUCCAGCCGGGCACAGACACAAAAUAAAACAUCCGGCUUCUUUUCAAAAUAAAACACUCCCUGCUUUAGACAGAUCGUAUUUCACACCAUGCAAACAGGCGGAGACGAACAAGUGAAAGGUUUAUAGACAGCAUUUCACCUUGAUGAGAGGAUGAUGAUUUUAUAAGGCUAGAAGUAGAUUUCCUCCUCUGGAAGGAUACAAUCUACUGCUUAUACGGUUAGCCUAUGUGGCGAGAGACAGCUUGUUAUCGCGCGAUUGCAUUUGAAUCCGUGGGUUCAUGUAAGUUCUCGCAAUUUUUGCUGUCCGUAAUCUGCCACGAAAUUCGCCUCACCAACGGAUCUGGUAGGAAUUGACAGACGGCAAAAAUCGCCACCGUUCCGGAUUGGAGCCGUUCCGGAUGCGGUGGAAAUCCCGGGUUAGAGGAAUGACACAAUAACUCAUUUUUCCUGUCAGGCUUCUCAGCACAUAGUUAAUCAAAUUUCACCCACAAUUUACUUUCCUAAAUACUAUUAGAUCAUUACCCUGCACAAACUAAGUCAACUAAUUAUUUGAUGUUUACCUUUUGGGUGCUUGUCAGGUGCAUGGGAGACCAAAGUCAGCAACCGAGAGAAGAAGCAGCAGCGAAGGAAGGACAAGGGCCCUGAGGACUCAGGCAGCCCUGGAGGGGUGGAUACCCCAAAGACCAGUGUGGAGGCUCCUGUAGCAACAGCACCUACCAACACUAAAAAGAACAAGGGAAACCAAGGUAAUCAUCGAUGAAUUGUUCAAAGUGGGGCUCGGUGUAUGAUCAAAUAUAAAGCCGUAAUCUAAAGAUGAUGGUUGUCUUGAAAGUAUGAUGAAUGUUCUCAUGUGCCGCUGUGAGCAGUACAAUCAUGAUAAAACAAUGAAGGUUUAGUAUGUUGUACGCUACUCACAUGUGGUCUCUUUUCACAUUGUUUCAGAGACACUGCAUUCAAGAACCACUGGAAAGGGGGACACAGCCACUGGAGCUGGUAAAGACAAACUUAAACCAUUAUUUUUAGUGACCUACCCUUCCUCUACCAUGCUCUUUAUAAUACAGCACAAACUAUUGUCUCAGAUCCAGAUAUCUUAAGUGUAUUCAUGCAUCUGAAAUGCAGAAUGUCCUGAACUAAAGGUGCUUCCUCAUACCUUAUCUCCUCAGUGUCUUCCAGCUGGAGAGAGGAGACUUCAGUCAAUGGGGGAGGCUGGACUGACAUUUCUAUGAUCCCAGGUCAGAUGGGUGCAAUGGAGGGUAACAAGUGGAGCACCAUCCCGGCAACUGCUCACUACAGAGCCCCACCAAAACGCGAGUCCUGGGCUCAGGACGCUCAAGGUAACUCCCAGACCUAGGUAGAUCUUUUUAUAGCGCAGAUUGAAAUAAAUUGUAAGAGGAGAAGAGUAUCAACACCACGUAAUUUCCAUGUGGUCGGUAAAGAGUGCAGCACUGAGUCUGAUCUGUUUUGGUGCUACACGGCAAAUUGGAUUUAAAAUGUAGGAAUGCAAGUGAGGUUGAAGUAACAACCUUAAGCUGUGAGUGUAAUGUGGUAGUGGUCAUGUCACUAAUACAGUAAGCUUCUUUUAACAUGAAUGAACCAGCUGUACUUCAGUUUCCCCUGAUUUAGUCAUCAAACAUACCCAACGCUCUAUAAAGACAGUGUUUUAGUGAAAUGUAUCACUGUACUCUGUAUUAAAUAUUUCUACCAAACAGUCACUAAUCAGUGUUAUGUGUUCUCACCAGCUGCAUGGGGUGGCAUUGAUGGCCAGAUGAAGAGUAACCUCAACCCUGUGUCUUUCACCAUGCUGGGACGGAACACCUCUGGUCAGUAUCAGCCACUAACUAGAAUGAUGAGUCAGAAUAUAUCUGAAGUAGUUUCCUCUAUUUAACAAGAGCUUCCAGGGAUAACACUACUCUCUGUUUGUGUCCCUUUUCUUUCCUCUUUUAGACCAGAUAUCAAACUCCAUCGAGCUUCAGUGGGCAGGCAGCCCUGAGGUUGAUGAUGAAUGGUCUGGAUUCAGUAAGUUUUUCAACAACCCUCUCUGCACCACACACCCUUCUCAGUAAUGUUUGAUCAUUGAAAAGAUAAAGAGACAGUCAGAUAUGACCCUUUCAGUGUGAUAUUUUGACUUGAAUACACUUGGUUUAUUCAAAGAAUGCAAAGGUAUCCAUGCACAGACAAAUAAGAUCUACUUCUUCUUAUUUUAUAACUUAUAAAGCCACCCUGUAAAUGAGAGUUCCCUUCCUUUUCUUUUUUUUCAGAUGGGACUGCAUCAGCGGAUCCCAGCUCCGACUGGAAUGCCCCCGCUGAGCACUGGGGAAACUACGAGGAGCCUCCUGUUUUGCUGACAUCAGCACCUCAACCAAAGGAACAGCCUGUCUCCCACAAGGUCUCACUCACUCUCUGCCAAAUCGUCCACAUGGCAAACUCCAUCUGUUUAACAAUCCUUUCAAGGCUUUAAAGCCUUUUAUACUAUUCUAAGAUGACCUAUUUUAUUCUAUUUUAUUAUUUUUUAAAUCAAUAAGUAAAGAAAUAUGUUCACUGGCAGUAUAGAAAUGUUUUAACAGCAUUAUCUACUAUUAUUAUUCAUAUCCUAUAUCUUUCAGGCCUUUAAAUACCUCCUGCCAUGCUCACAAUGAUGGAAUACUCCACUUAGUAUAAUUUUUGAUUAACCAAGUUUUCAUAACAGGUGUCAGAGGAUGAGAAAGACACUGAGGAUCCUUCUGAUGGAGCAGCCAAAUCAAAGAAGAAGAGGAAAAAGAAGAAGAAAACCGAGGAGGAGGCAACACCAGAGUCUCAGGUAGGAGAAAAAAAAAACACGCAUGCUAAAGAGAUUGGCAAUGUGAGCAGAGGGAUUUCCCUGUUUUGAUGAUGAUGUUGCAUUUGGGUGAUUGUAGAUGGUGAGCACAAUGCCCCUAGUCGAUACAGUGACGAAAACCCAAGAGCCCCCUGUGCUGGCCUCCAAAAAGCAGAAUCAGAGCAUAUCCUCUCAGAGUAAGUGUCAACACUUUAUCUCUUAAUUUGUAAUCGCCCAGAGACUGACAACUUUUUUUUUUACUUUGAUAAUGAUUAUUUAAUACAUCUUUCAUCUUUAACCCACUUACAGAGAAGUCUGAACCAGCCAUGGAGCCUCCAAAGCCCUCCCAGAAGAAGAAAGUCCGAAGGGAAACAUGAAGUCUCAUCACAGGUCCAUACGAAGCAUAUGCAAAUGAUUGUUAAUGUGUCACAUGCAAUAAUUACCAGGUACAGAGCUUAUUUCAGAGAUACAUCAACAGUUUAUCAGUUAAUGAAACAAAGAGAAAAACAAGCAGUGGAUAUUUUUCUGCUUGGCUUAACAAAGUGAUGAAAUGUGGUCCUAUGGACUGAAAUCUUAACUAAUUUGCACUAUUUGCUACACUGCAACCAGGGUGGAGAUUCAGUGGAAGUUGUGGCAGUGAAGGUACAUGUUUAUGUUACCCUUUUUUUGGUAUCAAAGGUGUUUUUUUCCCCCACCAUUUGUUUAAAUUAUGGUAUUUUUAGUUAAACUGCAGUUGACCUAAAAAUACAUCGCAGGUUUAUUUAAAUGUACGCAACAAGUAAACAUCUAUUAUUAUUAUUAUUCCCCUGAAUAUUGCUCUUAUUUUCACCAAACUGAUGCCCCAUGUCAUUGAUUGAAGUGUGUCAAAGUACACUGCAUUUCACAGCUGGUCUCAGAUCAGAAUAGCUCUGAUUUUCUACAAGAAUGAAAUGCCCAUAUGUGCACUGAAAGCCUUAAAGCCGUUGGAAAUUCGACAAGUCUUAAAUGUUUAUAUGAUAUCAAAGCAUUCAUGAAAUCUGAAUGAAAUGAAACAGCAUUUCUCCUGACUGUGUAGGCGAGGUAUAAAACGUUUUGAUUUUGAGGUCUGCACACGACAGCAGCAGAGGAGAAUAUGAACUAUUAAGUGCAGAGUCAGAAUAAGAGAAUGACAGCUUAGUUUUUUACUGGAGAAGUUUAAUAUAAUCGUAGGCAGCUUGGUGAGAUGAUGAUGCUCUUUACUUGUUCUUGAGGUAGAAUAUGCAUGGCUUGAUGACUUUCUGCUAGAUUGAUACUUUAAAACUAUAAACCACUGCCAAUGACAAGACAUCAUUGGUCAGAACAAAAUACCACAAAAACAACCAUUCGCAGAUGCUGCAGAAGCUUGAAAUAAAUAGGCAAAUUGAUACUGUAUGAUACAUUACUGAUGCUGUACUGUUUGAUUUAUAUACUGUCUUAAGAUUGGCUGGUGAAAUCUUGCACAAGUCUCAAUAAAUAUAAAAAUAUUACUAAGCGCAAACCAGUUUUUAAAAAUUACUCAAAUGACAGCUUGGUUUGAACUAUUUUCUAAUAUCUUAAGAUGCCAACUGUAAUGAACAGCCCAAAUAAAUAGCAGUAAAAGGCGAGAGUGGAUUUGGAUUUCCAGUGGCUUUAAGGCCUGUUUUGAUCAGCCCCACCACUUAGGCCAUAAAGUACAACUACAGUGUAAAAAAUGGGGUACAAAAGUCCAGUAUUAUGGUUUGUGCAAAAAUGCAUUAGCUAGAAUGAGGGUCAGCUAACUCAGAGGCACCUUGAUUUUGCCAUCACUGAAAGCUGAAGCCUCAUAGUAGAUGAUAUCUGAAAGUCAAACGUCACCAAAGGAUUUCAUACCCUGUUUCUUACAUUGUCUUUACUUUACUGCAGAAUUGUGGUCGUAACAGCGACCUUUACUCCUCAAGAUUAGAAAUAAAACAUGAGUGUUAAUGGAUUUCUUCAUCCUUUAAACAGUGUGUUACAAAAUUCGUCAUUUGAUCAGAAACACUCCUCUUCUUGUUGGCGUUACGGUUUUAAAGCCCUCCUUUUAUGAAGAACGGCAGCUGUGGUCAGGUUGAAUUUUGAGUUGAUUUGAGUGCUGGGAAGUCUGGAGGUAAAACCGUCUCUAUCUCACUCCUGCAGUGUAAGUCAUUGCUUCACUGUCCAACAGAUGAUAGUAUGCUCUUAAGAUUUCAAUCCCAAAUAUCGUUGAAUCCACUGCAGACUCUGGACUCUGAAGCAGUGGAUUUAGCAGAUUUGUCGGUAUAAUGAGUAAUCUUCGGAGCACAUAUCAUGAAACGAGCUGAAAAGACAAACUGAUCGGUCAGAGCAGAUACUUUUCUCAGAGGUGUCCAUAAGUUAGAAAUUUGUGAACUGAUUCUGACUCAAUGUCGGGGACUGUUGAUAACUGUUGUAUGGAGAGCACAGUAGCUAGUUUGAACCACCAGGUGGCACUGUAAUGUGAAGUGAAGAUGUAGUGGGAUAAUCCCAUAAAUCAGUAGCACUGAUAACUAUUGUCUCUCUACUUUUAUCAUUCUGAGUGUGUCUGUUUUUAUCUGACUAAACUGUGCGUUGAUUUUCUAUAGACUUAAUUGUCCUUUUUGCACUCUAUAAGUUUUUUAGAGCAUUUUUCUUCCAGUUUUGUGCUAGAAAAAGCCAUGCCAUAUGUACAGAUUGUAAGGGCUUUUUCCAGGUAUGUGAUUGCACUGUGCAAAAGGCAGUAAUGAGUUCCUUUGAUGUCAAUGAAUUGUUUUUACUACCUUUUUUGGAAUGUGAAAAGUGUAUCUUUAAAGUUUGCACCCGACUCCCAGGAUUUCUGAUUUGGGGGGCGUUGGGCUCGACAUAAAUUCAGAAUGGAUACAGAAAUAUGAUGUGGAGCAGCUUUAAUUUUACAUCAAUGUUGGUUUAAAAAGACACACACACAAUUACACAUAUUUAACAUAUAAAAGGAAUUUAAUUCCAUUGCCUUAACCUGUAGUUGUAUAGAAAGUACAUUGGCAUCCUUUUUAUAGUUUCCAUCCAGUUGCAAGUUUUUUGAUGUCUGAAAGUAAUUUCAUCUUGCAUGUCUUUGAUAAUAGUACCUGUGUACAUGAAAUUAAAUGAUCUUGCUUUAACUGUUAGUACUUGUUCCUGGAGUUCAACCCAGUGUAUAUACUGUACUAGCUUUUUUAAUGAGACAAAUUGCAGCUUUUUUCCGUGGGCCUAAAAUUUAGUGGACAUUAACAGGAUCGUGUUCGUAGGGCAGAGAGUCUUAGAGGGUCACGACGUUGAUCAGACGGUAUUGAUACAUAGUGUUUGGUAGACCUGAUAGAACAAAAUGACAUGUUGCUGUGGCUUCAGGCGCCCUUUUUUUGUUUAAUUUUUACUGAUGAUUAAGAUUCAAUCAAUGUAUUUAUAAACUUGUCUCUAGAAAGCAGUUAUGUGAAUGAUUUUGUUUAUUGAGAAGAUACAAAUGAUAUUUCUAUGUUUGUUUGGUAAAAAUGAAAAAUAAACAAGAAUUGCUUGAUAUCAUGUCAUCGAAAUGCA
Molecule: messenger RNA, 8203 nt
Organism: Xyrichtys novacula (pearly razorfish)
Lineage: Eukaryota; Metazoa; Chordata; Actinopteri; Labriformes; Labridae
Source: the annotation of a GenBank genome assembly